CUCCCACUCCGCUGCUCCGCUCCCCGCAGGAGUGGCCGAGGGCUCCAGUUUCUGGCUCCGGGGGCCGCGGCGCUCCGGACGGCCCGGGGGUCGGGGCGCCGCCACGGAAGCGGAAUAAGAAGGCAGAACGGCGAGGCCGGUCCUCGGUCUCCACCGCGGCCCGGAAAGAAUCCGGGCGGCCUCCGCGGAGAUAUUUGCCAGGACUGAGAUAGCUGAUGAACUACCUGCCUGUUUUCUGCCUAAGAGGCUGUCUUAAUUGAUUUAUUUUUCCUGUAAAUGUGAGAAGUCAGAAAAUCAGAGGUUCUUGUAAUAAAAAAAUUUAUAGAUUGAUUAUUCAAAGACAUUAGCCAUCUGACUUUGGUUAUUCAAGAUGCAGAGGAGACAAGGAUACUGCAGCUAUUGCCGUGUGCAGUAUAGUAACCUGGAACAGCAUUUGUUCAGUGCUCAGCACAGAAGCUUGACCAGACAGAGUAGACGUCGGAUGUGUUGUACCAGUAGUUUGAUGGAACGUUUCUUGCAGGAUGUACUGCGGCACCACCCAUAUCAUAAUCAAGAAAGCAGAUCAACGCAAAAUGAGACACUUUCGAGUACUGUAUCAUCUCCUGAAGUGGUUCAAUUGGAUGAUGAUGUUCCUGAAGAAAAGGCUGAGGAUGCUGCUGGAGCUGGAGGAGAGAUACCCUCCAAGGGUUCUGAACCUGUUGAAGAGUUACAUACCAGGCCUAGUAAAUCUCAGGAAUGUACACAGCAGGUUUCAAUUCGACCAUCAGUUAUUCAAAAACUGGAGAGGGGACAGCAGCAGCCCUUGGAGUUUGUUCAUAAAAUUGGGAGCGGUAUGAAAAAAUUUAAUCCAGUAGAUAUUGGUCAAGCUACAAAUAAUGGAGAAAACUUAAUACGUCCCCCAGUGAUUUAUAAUGCUCCUGCUAGUUGUUUACCUGAAAGUUCUUAUGAUAGACCAGUUACAACUAAUACUACUAAAUUACUACUAGCAGCCCAUUUGGAUUCAGUUAGCAAAAGUGACCCAAACCUUGAACAGCUAGACAGGGUCUCUAGAAAUCCUGUGCCAUCAUCCCAUCUAGAAACUCCUUCAGUUUCGUAUCAGAAACCUAAAAAAUCAAAUAAGAAAUCUUUAUAUAAAAAUUCAGAUAAAUUGGUUUUACAGAAAGAUGUAAAAUCUGAGGGUAAAACUUUGUCAACUGGCUGUAAAUCCCGUGAACUUAUGGGUACUGAGGGCUCGUUAAGAGUUGAAUCUCCUCCUGAAUUAGCAGUAAACUCAGCAGUAAAUCUGAAUAAAACUGACAUGCCUUCUGAUAAAGGAAUCUCUGAAGAUGCCAUUCCAAAGCACCAUGAGGAAAUCUUUUCUAAUAUGGAUUGUACUCAAGAAGAAAAGCAUUUGGUUUUUAACAAGUCGGUCCUUUUGGAACAGAAGCGCUCAGUGAGUUCUGAAAUGAAGCUUGAUUGUGGCUCUCUUGAGUCAGCAUCUGAUCAACCCCAAGAGGCUGUACAGGACUUAAACUUUUGGAAGGAGGAGCAAAUUGACCAAGAAGAUAGAAACUAUGGCUCUAGAGGUUCUGAAAUGAGUUUUGAUUGCAGUUCCUCUUUUCAUUCUCUGACUGACCAAUCUAAAGUGACUGCCAGAGAAAUAAACCUUUCAAAGGAAGUACAUGCUGAUUUACAGUAUAAGAAUAGUAAAUCUGGUGUUUCUGAAAUCCGUUCAGAUUACACUGACUCGCUUCAUUUGGUUACGAGCCAAUCUCUAGUGGCUGUUAAAGAAAUAAGUCUUCAGAAUACGAUGCGUAUUAGCCUGGUUGACGAAAGCUAUGAAUCCAGUGGUUCUGAAAUGAAUUUUGAUUGUGAUGCUUCACUUCAGUCAAAUAAUGACUACCCCCAACAGUCUAUAAAAGAAAUAAACCUUUGUAAGGCAGAGCACAUUGCUUUGGUUGAUAAGAACUAUGGAUCUAGUAGCUCUGAAGUAAGUGCUGAUUCUGUUUACCCUCUUCAGUCAGUGGCUCACCAACCUGCAGCAGCUGACCAGUCCAUAGUGGCUGACUGCCCCACAGUGGCUGUUACAGAAACAAAACGUCAGAAGAAGAUUCAUGUUGGCUUGGUUGAUAAGAACUAUGGAUCGAGUUGUUCUGAAACAAGUUUUGAUUAUGAUGUUUCUCUUCAGCCAGGAGUUGACCAUCCCCAACUGACUGUCAAAAAAAGAAAUGUGAAACAGAGACACGUCCGUCUAAAAGAUAAGAAACGUAAACCCAGUAGUGCUAAAGCACAUCUUGAUUGUGAUAUCUCUCUUGAGACAGUGGCUGAUGAACCCCAGAAGGCUGUUGAAGAAAUAAAUCUUCUGAAAGAGAAGAAUGCUGACCUUAUGGAUAUGAACUGUGAGUCUCAUUGUCCUGAAAUGGGUUUUCACGAUGAUGUUCAAUUAGUGGCUGACCAAUCUCAAGUAGCAGUUAAAGAAGUAAACCCUCAGAAAGUAGAUAUUGGCCUAGAAAAUAAGAGUGUUCAAUCUAGCGUUUCUAAUCUAAGUUUUGAUUCUCAUGCUUUUCUUUAUCAGUCAGCUAAUGAUCAACCUCAAGGGGCUUUGGGUGAAGUAAAUCUUAAAGAGUUAAAGGUUGACAUGGAAGUUAAGAGCUGUGGGUGCUCCAGUUCUGAGUUGACGUUUGAUUCUGAUCCCCCUCUUCUGUCAGUUACUGAGCAGUCUCAGCUGGAUGUUGAAGGAAUAAAAGAAGAACACAUUAACCCGGAAGAUGAGAGCUGUGAGUCAAAUAGUUCUGAAAUAACUUUUGAUUCUGAUAUUCCGGUUUGUUCAGUAGUUGACCAACCUCAAGUAGCUGUUUAUGAGGAGGAACCUGUUGAUCUGGAAAAUAAAAGUAAUGAAUCUUAUGUUUCUGAAAUAACUUUUGAUUCUGAUAUUCCUCUUCAUUCAGGAAAUGAUCAACCUGAAGUAGCUGUUAAAGAAGUAAUCAUUCAGAAAGAAGAGUACGUACACUUAGAAAGGAAGAAUCAUGAACCCAGUAGUUCUGAAAUAAGUUCGGAUGUGGAUUCUUAUGCCCCCUUUCAUGCAGUGACUAAUCUUCCUGAAGUAGCUGUUAAAAAGCUAAAUCCUCAAGAAGAGGAGCAGGUACACUUAGAAAAUACAGAAAAUGAACCUACUGAUUCUGAAUUAAGUUUAGAUUAUGAUACCAUUUUUCAUUCGAUGAGUGGACAUUCAGAAGAUCUCGUUAAAGAAAUAAACCCUCAGAAAGAAGCGCACGUACACUUAGAAAAUAAGGGUGUUUCUGAAACAAGUUUGGAUUCUCAUACCUCUGUUCAGUCAGUGACUCACAAACCUGAAGUAGUUGUUAAAGAUAUAUGGCUUCAAAAAGAAAGCCAUGCUGAAUUCCAAGGUAAAAGUGCUAACUUUAGUGGUUCAGAAAUAAAUUUAGAUUCUAGUGUCUCUCAUUCAGUGACUGAACCUCAAGUAGCUGUUAAAAAAAUAAACAUAAAGAAGCAGCAUGUUCUGAAAAACAAGAGUGAUACAUGUGGUUCUGAAAUAAUUUUGGAUUCUGAUGUUCCUCCUCAGUCAGUGACUGAAAAACCUCAACUGGCCAUUUUGAAGGAAAAGCAUGUUGAUCUGGAAGACAAAAACUGUGAAUCUAGUGAUGUAAAAAUGAGUUUUGACUCAGAUGACCCUCUUGAACAACUUCAGGAAGGAGUUAAAAAAAUGCACCUGUGGAACGAAGAAGAUAUUAGCCUAGGAAAUAAGAUUGAUGAACCUAAUGCUUCUAAAUUAAUACAUGAUUCUGAUGUUUCUCUACAGUCUCCAGCUGAUCAACCCAAAGUACCUGUUAAACAAAUAAACCUUGAGAGUAAUGAUCAUAUGUAUUUGGAAGUUAAGAAUCGCCAGUAUAGUUGUUCUAAAAUGAGUUUGGAUUCUGAUUUUUUGGUUCAGCCCGUAGUUGAUCGACCUCAAAUAACUAUUUUGGAGCGGGAGCACAUUGAACUAAAAGGUAAGCACAGUCAAUCUUGUGGUUCUGAAAUAAGUUCUGAUUCUGAUGGCCCUGUUCAGUCAGUGGCUGACCAGCUUAGAGAAACCGUUAGAGAAAUAAGCCUUUGGAAGGAUGAAGAAGUUGACAUGGAAGAUAAGAGGGAUGAAGCUAAGGGUCUUGAAAUUAUAUAUGAUUCUGAUGGCCAUUUUCAGUCAGUGGCUGGCCAACCUGAGGUAGUUAAGGAGGUCAACCUUUGGAAAGAGCAUGUUGACUUGGAAGAUAAGAUUAUCAAACCUAGAGAUUCUAAAAUGAAUUUUCAUUCUGAUGAACCUCUUCGGUCUGUGACUAAUAAAAUCCAAGAGGCUGGUAAAGAAACAAGUCUUCUGAGGGAGGAACAUGUUUGUCUGGAUGAUAAGGGCUAUGAACCUGAUCAUUCUGAAAUAAUUUUUGUUUCAAAUAUCCCUCUUCCGUCAGUGAUUGAGCAACCACAAAUUUUGGAAGAGGAGCAUGCCAAUUUGAAAAAUAAGAGCAGUGAUCCUUGUGGUCCCGAAAUAAGUUUUGAUUCCCAUGAUCCUUAUCAGUCAGCAGCUGACCAGCUUCAAAAAGGUGUCAAAGAAAUAAAUGUUUGGAAGGAAGACUGUAUUUACUUGGAAGAUAAGAGCUAUAAACUAGGUGAUUUUGAAGUAAGUUAUGGUUCUGAUGUUCCUGUUCAGUUUGUGGCUGAUCAAUCUCUUGUGUCUGUCAAAGAAAUAAAUUUGCAAAAGAAGGAUCAUAAUGACCUAGAAAAUAAGAACUAUAAACCUUAUGGUUCUGAAAUAAAAUGUGAUUAUGGUGUUCAUCUUCAGUCAGUAGUUGACCAACCCCAAGUGGGUUGCAAAGAAACAACCCUUCAGAAGGAACGGCACCUUGGCAUGGAAGAAAAGACUAAUGAACUUAGUGAUUCUGAAAUAUGUGAUUCUGAUGUCCCUUUCCAAAUAGUAGUUAACCCAUUUCAAGCAUCAGCCAAAGAAACAAAUCUUCAAAAGGUGGUACUUGUGGACCUGAUGACCAGUGAUAGUGAUUGUGAAGUAAUCUCUGAAUCUGUUAUGCCUCUUCAUUUAGUGACUGACCCACCCCAAGUGACUGUCAGAGAAACCAACUGUAUAGAUGCAGGAUGUAUUGAUGUAGAAGAUAAGAUCUGUGAUUCGUUUGAUUCUGAAGUAGGAUAUGUUUGUGAAGCCCCUUUUCCAUCAGUGACAAACCAAUCCAAAGAGACUUUCAAAAUAAUAAACCGGAAGAAAGACUAUAUUAUUCUGGGAGAUUCAAGUUGUCAGUCUUCUGAAAUUAAUUUUAAUGUUGAUGCCUCUUAUCAGUCCAUGACUUACCAGUCACAAGGGCCUGAUAAAAAAAAAGUGAAAUAUAUUGACCCGGGAGAUAAGAGCUGUGAAUCUAAUGGUCCUGAAAGAAAUUUUAAAUUGGAAGAUGCUUCUCAGCCAGUGACUCGCCAACUGCAGAAAGCUGACAAAAAAGUCAACCUCCGGAAAGAUCCAAAAAAUAUUGGCCUGAAAGAUAAGAGCUGUGAAUCUAGUGUUUCUGCAGUAGAUUGUGAUCCCUCUUCUGAGUUAGUGAUCCAUCAAAUGGCUGAUAAAGAAAAUCCUUUGAAGUUAAAACAUACAGAUCUAGAAGGUAUGAGCAGUGAAUCUUGUAGUUCUGAGAUGAAUUUUCAUUAUGAUUCCUCUCUUCAUUCUGGUACUGAACAGCCUCAAGAAGCUGUUAAUAAAAUAGACCUAUUUAAUAAUGUGUCUGUUAGCCUGAAAGAAAAGAACCAUAAUUCCCAAGCAAGCUCUGUUCCCUUGGUUGGUUCUGUAAGGAAGCUGGAAAAAGCAAAGGAGGUCAUAGAAGAUGAUCCUGAUGAACCAGUUCUUGAAGCCUUGCCUCAUGUUCCUCCUUCAUUUGUGGGGAAAACAUGGUCUCAGAUAAUGAGAGAAGAUGACAUAAAAAUUAAUGCUCUUGUGAAGGAAUUUAGGGAAGGUCGUUUCCACUGUUACUUUGAUGAUGACUGUGAGACCAAAAAAGUUUGCGUGAAUGAGGGAAAAGUUACCUGUGCUGAUCAGGACAGUGCAUCUAUUCAAGCUCUAUCAGAUUGUGAUGUUAUUGCAGGUGGUAUUUCGGAUAUUGAUGACUUUUCAGUGGCCUUAGAUAAACCAUACCAUCAUCAUCCUCCAGCAGAGAGUCAUAUGGCUUCUCGAUGCCAGACUUCAAAAGUCAGCCAUGGAACUGAAACUGGUUUUAAGAAUAACCCAGUGAUGAAAAGAAAAAUGAUUAGACAAGAAGAUGACUCGCCAAGAAGGAAGCAUUUACAUUUACAGAAUGACAGAAAAACAAAAAAGAAAGUAAAAUUUGGGACAGCUGAAUUUCCUGCGUCAUGUACUAAAGUCUUGAAGCCGAUGCAAUCCAAAGCUUUAGUCUGUGUUCUUUCUUCUCUAAAUCUUAAACUGAAAGAAGGUAAUCCCUUACCCUUUUCUAAAAUGAGGCACUGUAGUUGGGAUAAUGAUGUACGGUUUAUGUACAAAUAUAAACGGAAUACCUUUAAUUAUUGCAACCCAUUGAUUAAGCAAAUUGUAAUGAAUCCUCCACUGAACAUAAUAGUGCCAGAGUUUGACAGGCGUAACUGGGUUAAAAUUCAUCUUAACAGAAGUGACUCCAGUGUAAGAGAUAAUGAUGCUGUUGUACAGAGCUCUUCUUCAGCACCUUCUAUGACAGUGCCAGCAAGAUAUGAAUUAAAUUCACAUCAUGGGACUAGUGAUUCUUCUGUGUUUCUCGAGCAAUCAGAGGUUUUGAAUGCUAGCGAAGUUCCAAAGGAAAGUAAUUUCAAGCUAACUCCUUUAAAUCGUGAUGUUGCUCAGAUCUCUCCAAAAUCAGUUAGAAAGGAGUUUUUAGAAAGUACAAGUAAAAAGAAAAUUCAGGGAAGGAAGGUGACAAUUAGUAAUAAGUCAGGUUUUCCUAAAAAGGUUUACAAACCAAUUAUUCUCCGGCAAAAAAACAGAAUAGCUUCAGAAAACCAGUCAGUUUGGAUUCGGACCAAGCCAGGUGACAUAAUUAGAAAGUAUAUUUCGAAAUACUCUGUUUUUUUGCGUCAUAGAUAUCAGUCCAGGAGCACUUUUAUUGGAAUGCCUCUUAAGAAGAAAAAAUCUGUUGUCAGUAGGCUAAAGAAAGCAAAGAGACCAACUAAAAUGCUUUUGAACUCCUCAGUUCCACCAGCUGGUGCUGAAGAGGAGUUAAGAGCUAUAGCACGUCCUCCUCCGAAGCAAGCUGUGCAGGAUUCUUCCAGUGAUGCAAGAAGGAAGAAGAAAGAGAAAGAAUCUCAAGUCUAACUUAGAAUGUUGCAUGACAGUGUGUGACCGUCUUUUGAGGAACACAUCACAGUAACCCCAAAUUGCCCAGCGUAAUCAGUAACAACUGCCAGGUGGCAUUUGGAGCCAGAACAUUUCUUCGACUGUACUGGAUGAUCAUGUAGGAUCUGCCAGAACAUGAGGAUGUUUAUAAGUGGCUGAAUAAAAGCAAAACUAAAAUGUAUGAGUUCCUGUUGAAUUAAGGAUGUUGAUGAGAAUUAUUUUGAAGAAAAAUGGCCACUACAUUUUAAGUGCUAAUUUAAGAUGACUGGCUUCCUCUCAGAUAUUGUUGACUAUACUGUUUCUAAAUGAUGUGGUUUAAGUUAUGUAAAGUUAAACUUUUUAGAAUAGGUAUAUUCUUUUUUCUACGUUCUUUUCAGUAAUGAAAUAGCUAAUUUCACUUGCCAUAGGUGAAGCUGUGGGCAAAAAUUCUUUAGUUAUGUGCAGGUGUGUUGUGGCAAUAGAUCUUUUAUAUAAUAACAGUGUAAGUGUUUAAUGUGUUUUUAGUACAGAUUCUGUGAGUUAAAAUUACUGUAUGGAAUGGUUGUGAAGCCUGAUUUCCUUCCUCAAUUCCUGUCUCGUGGAAAAAUAUUCUGAUUUAGUCCUCAAUAUGUGACCUAUCUUCCUCUUGGACAUACAGAAGUGUUUGCAUUAUAUAGUACUUAGGGCUUAACAUUUCAUGCCAAAGUGAUUUUCUUGUCCUUCUGAACCACAGUAAAAUUUUAUGGAAAACAAUUUGCUUGAGAUACCAGUGCAUGAUGAUAAGUGGAGGCACUGAGAGUUCAUCCUAAGUAAAGGAAGAGGGGCCAUUCCUUAAGUAAAAUUCAUUCUGCCUGUGAAUUGGCCCAGCCUCCAAAUGUACAUAAUGCAGCUGGGUUAGGGAGAAUCACACAGUAGACUUAGCAGCGUUUCUGUCUCCUCACUUCUUUCUUGGCACCAUAUUCCAAUACAAAGUUGUAUUACUUAAAAUUUAUCCCACAUUGGUUGUCUACUCCUGUGGCUACUAAACUAGUCUUGAACUUCAUCAUCUCACACCUAAUUUAUUCUAGAAAAGGCUAGGGUUUCUGGAAUGAUGUAAUGAGGUCCUCUGUAAAUCUGCUCCUCCAUGAUGUUGCAAUCAUCUGGUCCCUUGUGUUUUGGGUCGUCCUUUCUGUUGUGACAAAGAUCACAGGGAGCUGGAGCU
This is a messenger RNA of Cynocephalus volans (Philippine flying lemur), 8522 nucleotides long. It is a transcript of the gene ZDBF2, whose product is annotated as zinc finger DBF-type containing 2. The record is from RefSeq and is a predicted model, not a curated record. Gene Ontology annotation, biological process: epigenetic programming of gene expression; genomic imprinting. Gene Ontology annotation, molecular function: zinc ion binding; nucleic acid binding. The transcript has 7 exons. The coding region runs from base 371 to 7321 and encodes 2316 amino acids. NCBI's taxonomy places the organism in Eukaryota, Metazoa, Chordata, Mammalia, Dermoptera, Cynocephalidae.